AUGGCCGGAGCAUGGACGAAGCGCGGCUGCAGCGUGCCGGCGCUGGGGUGGCGGCUCAUCGCCGUCGGCUGCUUCCGCUCCGCCUACAUCUGGUCCUGCUUCUUCGGCUCCGCGGCGAUGUGCUCGGCCACCUACUCCGAGAUACCGAUGACCGGCGUACUUUGGCGAACGGUUGCAGUGUGGACUCUGCUGUGGUGCACGCUGUGCUUCCUAUGCGCCUUCAACCUCGGCAGCAAGCUGCUCUACGCGGCCACCUUCCUGUCCUUCCUCUACGCCCUCGGCUACCUAACCGUCGAGUGUCUGGUGUACCACACCAUCCGUGCCGCUAGACUCUCCCUGUUCAUCUUCAUCGCAGGGACAUCCAUGGUUUGGAUGCUUCUUCAGUGGAACUCCAACGGCCAUGGAACCCGUCCGCGUGAGGCUACCAAGCAGCAAUGA
This is a messenger RNA of Panicum virgatum (switchgrass), 438 nucleotides long. RefSeq names its product ergosterol biosynthetic protein 28-like. Gene Ontology annotation, cellular component: membrane; endoplasmic reticulum. Lineage: Eukaryota; Viridiplantae; Streptophyta; Magnoliopsida; Poales; Poaceae. Gene Ontology annotation, molecular function: protein-macromolecule adaptor activity. The transcript is spliced from 4 exons. The record is from RefSeq and is a predicted model, not a curated record. The coding region runs from base 1 to 438 and encodes 145 amino acids.